Molecule: messenger RNA, 834 nt
Organism: Phytophthora infestans T30-4
Lineage: Eukaryota; Oomycota; Peronosporomycetes; Peronosporales; Peronosporaceae
Product: DNA repair protein XRCC3
Exons: 4
Coding region: 1-834 (277 amino acids)
Biological process (GO): double-strand break repair via synthesis-dependent strand annealing; resolution of mitotic recombination intermediates; t-circle formation
Cellular component (GO): replication fork; Rad51C-XRCC3 complex
Molecular function (GO): four-way junction DNA binding; ATP binding; ATP-dependent DNA damage sensor activity
Source: RefSeq, a predicted model, not a curated record
AUGGCCGGAACGGCGUUGGCGCUGUGGCAAGCCCGCGCCUCGGUCGUGCUGCCCUCCGGCUGUGACUCCAUCGAUGAACUACUGCACGGUGGCUUCCGCUCCGGUAUAUUGACUGAAAUAUGCGGCGAAGCUUCCGCGGGCAAGACGCAGCUGUGUCUACAGCUGCUGCUACAGUGCUGUCUGCCACGCUCGCUCGGUGGGCUGCAAGGCACGGCCUGCUACAUCUGCACGGAGGGCGUGGGCUCGGUGAAACGCCUUCAUGAUCUGGCGCAGGUGUAUGCAAAGCGAUACGGCGGGGUCAUGGGCAUCGGUGCCAAGCGGAAGCGAGGCGAAGCGGUUCCCAAAUUAAGCGGCAGCGACUUCCUAGACGGUAUCUUCGUCGAGCAGCUCUACACAGUCGAUGACCUCAUGGACCUAGUGCAAGCGAGACUCCCCAUGCUUCUGGCCGAACAGAACACCAAGCUGGUGGUUCUGGACUCGGUUGCAGCCGUCUUCCGUCUAGAAUCCACGUCCUCUGUUAAGGAGGCCGCAGAGCGCUCUCGCACCAUGUUCCACAUGGCCAAUUGCAUGCGCAUCCUGAGCGACCAAUACGGCGUCGUGUUCGUGGUGACCAACCAAGUGACUGGCGAUUUCGACCCUCGAUCGAAUGGGAACGGGCUGAGACCAGCUCUGGGGCUGUCGUGGUCGCACUGCAUCAACCAACGCCUCAUGAUCACGCGGCAUAAGGACUCAACGCGUCGGCGACUGGACGUGGCCUUCUCUCCGCAUUUGCCAGCUGAGACCUGUGCGUUCCAAGUCACGAAUGAAGGUGUGCGACCGUCGGACGGAGACUGA